Nicotiana tabacum (common tobacco) is the source of this 375-nucleotide messenger RNA. The record is from RefSeq and is a predicted model, not a curated record. NCBI's taxonomy places the organism in Eukaryota, Viridiplantae, Streptophyta, Magnoliopsida, Solanales, Solanaceae.
AUGGUGGUUUCGAUUUUGGAGAUAGAAAUAGAGGGGGAUUCACAGCUGGAUUUUGCUAGAGCGUUUGAUUUGGUAAUAGCAAACUCGAAUUUUCUGAAGAAGAUGGAACACUUGGUCACAUUCCGAAGCUCGGUGGCCAGGACCCAGAUUGACUAUCUUCUCUGCAGGAGGUCCGAUAAAGGUCUUUGCACGGAUUGCAAGGUCAUCCCGAGUGAGAACUUCACGACCCUUCAAAGGCUCCUGGUGAUGGACCUUGAGAUCACGAGGAAGAAGAGAAAGAUGGCAGUGUAUGGCCAACCUAAGAUCAAGUGGGGAGCCUUGACUGAAGACGAAGCGCAGGAGUUAGGAGUUAAGUUGUUGACUAUGGGAGCUUAG